AGCCGCGUCGCGCCGAACACCUGCACUGCACUGCACCGGCCCACGCACACUCCCCUCACCGCUCCCGCUCGCUCCCCAGAUCUGAGCCCCCUCCCGAUCGCGCCCCGUCUCCCCCAAUCCGUGCGGGCAAACCCUAACCCCGCGCGAUCUCAAUGCGCAGGGGCCCCGGCGGCGAGGCGUCGCUCCGCCGGCGCCGCGGGCCGGCGCGGCUCUGGGUGGCCGUGGCGGCGCUGGUGGCCGGCACUAUCUGGCUCUGCUCCUCCUCCUCCGUCGGCCUGCUCGGCGCCUCGUACAGGGUCCAGGAUGUUGAUGUAAAUAAGUUGUGGAGAACUGCAGAUUCAAAUGGUUGGAGAGCAUCUUCCGCACCACGCACCUAUUGGCCUCCCCCACCAACUGAAUCUGAGAGUAGUGGGUACUUGCGCGUCCGGUGCAACGGUGGCUUGAACCAACAACGUAGUGCAAUAUGUAAUGCUGUUGUUGCUGCACGAAUCAUGAAUGCUACACUAGUCCUACCGGAGUUAGACACUAAUUCGUUCUGGCAUGAUGAGAGUGGUUUCGUAGGCAUUUAUGAUGUUCCCCACUUCCUCAAGACAUUGAAAUAUGAUGUUAGAAUUGUUAUGAGCAUUCCAGAAAUCACUGCAAAUGGAAAGACCAAGAAGCUCAAGGCACAUCAGAUUCGACCACCUAGAGAUGCACCAGUAUCUUGGUAUGCAACAGUUGCUUUGGAGAAGAUGAAGAAAUAUGGGGCUGUAUAUUUAACUCCAUUUUCACACCGUUUGGCAGAAGAUAUUGAUGAUCCAGAGCUUCAGAGAUUGAGAUGCAGGGUGAAUUAUCAUGCACUACGAUUCAAGCCACAUAUCAUGAAAACAAGCAGUGAGAUAGUGAACAAGCUCCGCUCAGAAGGCCAUUUCAUGUCAAUUCAUCUUCGUUUUGAGUUGGAUAUGCUUGCAUUUGCUGGGUGCAUUGACAUAUUCACACCUCAUGAACAGAAAAUUCUGUUGAAGUACAGGAAAGAACAUUUUGCAGAAAAGUUACUUGUCCCCAGGGAGAGAAGGCUCAUUGGAAAGUGCCCUUUAACUCCAGAAGAGGUAGGUCUUAUUCUACGUGCUAUGAGAUUUGACAAUACAACACGCAUUUACCUUGCUUCUGGUGAGCUUUUUGGUGGGAAACGCUUCAUGAAGCCAUUCAAGGCUAUGUUUCCACGCCUAGAGAACCACAGCACGGUUGGACCUGGAAAACUGGAAGAAAAUACCCAAGGGCUAGCGGGAUCGGCAGUUGAUUACAUGGUCUGCCUGCUGUCAGACAUUUUUAUACCCACAUAUGAUGGCCCAAGCAAUUUUGCAAACAACCUCAUGGGCCACCGCAUGUACUACGGUUUCCGGACCACAAUCACACCAAACAGGAAGGCCCUUGCCCCCAUAUUCAUCGACAGGGCACAAGGCCGUACCACUGGCUUUGAGCAGAGGAUCAGGCAAGUUAUAUUCAACACACAUUUCGGCGCCCCCCACAAGCGAAUCCAUCCAGAGUCUUUCUACAAAAACUCAUGGCCAGAGUGCUUCUGCCAGACGAACGCUAGGAACCACGCGGACCGGUGCCCACCUGAUAACAUAAAUGAUGUUCUUGAAAGUCAGUUCCAGAGCGAAGAAGAAAUCGAAGAAGCGAGAACCACUAAUCAGACUGACUCAACCGGCCAAACAGAAGAGACGAUGAUUUAAGUCAGGUAGCUAAGGAUUAUUACUUGAGAACAUAUUGGACACUUGGACCAUUCGAAGCAGGCCAGGAUGACAUUUUGGAGGAAUGGAUCCAUUGAUGGAUGAUGAUCAAAUAUGGGCUAUUCUGUUUGAUUGGAGCUGUUGAUAUGUUAAGGUUGUUAUCCAGGGAGGGUCAAACCAGAUUUUGGUUACGUCUGGUCAUAUAGGGUUUUGAUGGAGCUGUUAGAUUGGAUAUGUCGAUAGUUGGUUUUGAUGGAGCUGUUAGAUUGGAUAUGUCGAUAGUUUUCACCUCAUUGACGAGUGCAGAGUGUCGUGGAUUAUGAAACCUUAUGCAUAUCGAUAGCUUUCGCCUCAUUGACGAGGGCAGAGUGGUGUGAAUUAUGUGGCAACAACAAUAUUCGGGAGCCUUUACAUGAUAUGCUAUAUCGGACUGUUUAGUGGCUCCGGUUCUACCA
Molecule: messenger RNA, 2167 nt
Organism: Panicum hallii
Lineage: Eukaryota; Viridiplantae; Streptophyta; Magnoliopsida; Poales; Poaceae
Product: O-fucosyltransferase 1-like
Exons: 9
Coding region: 153-1715 (520 amino acids)
Cellular component (GO): endosome; cytoplasm; trans-Golgi network
Source: RefSeq, a predicted model, not a curated record